AUGGAGGAUCUCUCAAGCUCUCAAAUUGUGGUCUUGACGCUGUUCAUGCUUGUAGGAGGGGAGAUCUUUGUUUCACUCUUGGGCCUCAUGCUUAGAGUGAACCAUCAAGACAUGCAAGAUCUUCCGAAUGUGAAGAUCAGCUCGGUUCCCGUCGAGCUUGAAGAGAUAGACUCGGCGAACAACGCGGCACAAAGUGAUGAGUCACAGCUUGAAGAAGCAGCUCAUGCAAUUCCACCCAAGAAAUGUACAGAGUUGAAGAGGAGUAGGACUGUCAAGUGCUUAGGAUAUGUGGUCUUUGGGUACUUUGCCGUGAUCCAUGUCUUGGGCUUUCUGCUGGUUUUUCUGUAUAUAACUCAUGUGCCAAGUGCAAGUGCCCCACUGAACAAGAAAGGGAUCAACAUCGUGCUCUUCUCACUAUCAGUCACCGUCGCCUCCUGUGCGAAUGCAGGACUCGUGCCCACAAAUGAGAACAUGGUCAUCUUCUCAAAGAAUUCAGGCCUCUUGCUGCUGCUCAGUGGCCAGAUUCUGGCAGGCAACACAUUGUUCCCUCUCUUCCUGAGACUACUGGUAUGGUUCCUGGAGAGGCUCAUAGAGAUGAAGGAGCUGUGGCACAUGAUCAAGAACCCUGAGGAGGUGCAUUUUGCUAAUCUGCUUCCUAGGUUGCCAACUGCAUUUCUCUCCUCGACGGUCAUUGGCCUUGUAGCAGCUGGGGUCAUGAUGUUCUGCGCUGUUGAUUGUAAUUCUUCAGUGUUUGAUGGGCUCAGCUCUUAUCAGAAGACUGUCAAUGCAUUCUUUAUGGUGGUGAAUGUGAGGCACUCAGGGGAGAAUUCCAUUGACUGCUCACUCAUGUCACCCGCCAUUGUAGUACUAAUAUUCAUUGUCAUGAUGUAUUUGCCAUCAACAACAACACUUACACCACCCAAUGGAGAUAUUAAAACCACCGAUGAGAACACGAAAGGCAAGAGAGGCAAGAGAGGGUCGUUGGUGCAGAAAUUGGCAUUUUCACCACUCGGGUUUAAUGCGAUCUUUGUGGUAGUUGCCUGCAUCACUGAAAGGAGAAGGCUCAGAAACGAUCCACUUAACUUCUCAACCUUGAACAUGAUAUUCGAGGUCAUCAGCGCAUAUGGUAAUGCAGGUUUAUCCACUGGUUACAGUUGUUCUAGGCUGCAUCAGCUGCACCCAGAGAUCAUCUGCCAGGACAAGCCAUACAGCUUUUCUGGAUGGUGGAGUGACAAAGGAAAGUUUGUGCUAAUCUUGGUCAUGCUCUAUGGAAGGCUUAAGGCCUUCGCAAUGGCCACGGGACAAGCUUCGGUUCCCCUGAUCAAGUCAUCUUUGCAUUUGGCAGUCAUCAUCAAGGUAUCAAUGCAACUGAAGAACUGA
Messenger RNA from Triticum turgidum subsp. durum (durum wheat), 1380 nucleotides. NCBI's taxonomy places the organism in Eukaryota, Viridiplantae, Streptophyta, Magnoliopsida, Poales, Poaceae. The record is from the annotation of a GenBank genome assembly.